CUCUCUCUCGCCGAAGGCAUUGUUUUGCAAACUUGGGGGAUGACUCUUCGCAGCAUAUAGAUUGUAUUGCUUUACCUGGCUAGCCUGAUGGCUGUUGGCUUCUGAUCGGUCAUUCUUCUGGAUUGACUUGCCCUUUUAUUUUUUUUUUUAAAGGUUUUAAAAUUAGCUUUUCAAUCAUUUCAACUUAUUAAUACACUUCAAAUUGGACGGGAAUGGGAGUUGCCUGGAGUUUUGGAUAGCUGCUGCAUCUUGUAAAUUCAGUCCUAGAUUCAAAAAGAAAAGAGAGGAUAAAUCAGAUUUGUUCUACUUUUGUAGGGUGUCUUUUAUUAUUAUUUAUUUCUGACCUGGAUAGUAGAGAAAUAGACACGGUUCUUGACUGCCUGCCCUGCAAUCGUUGGGAAGAAAAGAAAUAGAAUGAAAGGCCUAAAAAAGUUUGGAAUUUUGGGCCCAAAAAAGUCUUUGCACUUGAUGGAUAAAAUAACAAAUAAAUCAAUGGAUGGAGAUAGAAGUGGAAGUGGAAGCAGCAAGCAAAGAAAAGAAAACUGGGGACGUGGUUAGCGUCAAAACUACAAGUCUACUCUUCAGUACCAACCAAGCACUCAAAACUCAAAACUGAGAGCAUUGACAUGUACUGAGAAAAGAAAAGGCUGAGCUUGCAUUUCGUUUCAUUGCAUUGCAUGUGUUCUUCUCAAAGGACUAGUCCUUUUCUUAUCGCUUAUCAACUUUGGUGGUAAUGGCAGCAUUUCCAAAUAAUACUCUUCGGUCUUUCAAACCUCUCUCCCCCACUUUUAACUCCUCGACGGUCAGAAAUUCCGUUUUGGCCCGAAAUUCCGUCAGUCAGGUGCCCUCUUCAACUGGAGCUGUCUCUGCCAAAGAAAAGAGAUCCUUCCCAGGGAAACCAGAGGCUGAUGUUGUAGUCAUUGGAAGUGGUAUCGGUGGAUUAUGUUGCGCCGGGCUCUUAGCUAGGUACCAGCAAGAUGUUCUUGUCUUAGAGAGUCAUGAUCUGCCUGGGGGUGCUGCUCAUUCGUUUGACAUUAAAGGCUUUAAAUUUGACUCUGGCCCAUCUCUGUUCUCUGGUUUUCAGUCCAAAGGCCCUCAGGCUAAUCCUCUUAGUCAGGUUCUUGAUGCACUGGGUGAGACAAUUCCUUGUGCUAGUUAUGAUUCAUGGAUGGUCUACUUACCUGAAGGUGAAUUUCUGUCGCGCAUUGGCCCCACAGAAUUUUACAAGGACCUGGAGAAGUAUGCAAGUGCAAAUGCUGUUCGAGAAUGGAAAAAACUUCUUGAUGCCAUUCUUCCAUUGUCUGCAGCUGCGAUGGCUCUGCCUCCACUUUCCAUCCGAGGGGAUUUGGGUGUUCUUUCCACUGCCGCUGCAAGAUAUGCUCCCUCUCUCUUGAAAUCUUUUGUACAAAUGGGACCUCAGGGAGCACUUGGUGCCACAAAGCUUCUCAGACCAUUCUCAGAAAUCAUUGACUCAUUGGAACUGAAAGAUCCCUUUAUACGUAAUUGGGUGGACCUACUGGCUUUCUUGCUUGCUGGGGUGAAAUCUAAUGGUAUACUUUCAGCAGAGAUGAUUUACAUGUUUGCGGAAUGGUAUAAGCCAGGCUGCUGUCUUGAGUACCCUCUUCAUGGAAGUGGUGCAAUUGUUGAUGGUCUUGUUCGGGGAUUGAAGAAGUUUGGUGGACGGAUUUCUCUUGGAAGUCAUGUGGAAAAGAUUGUUGUUGAAAAUGGUCGAGCCACUGGAGUCAAGCUAAGAAGCGGUCAAUUUAUACGUGCUAAAAAGGCUGUUGUUAGCAAUGCCUCUAUGUGGGACACUCUAAAUCUAUUACCUAAGGAAGUUGUUCCAAAGUCAUAUCUGGACAGGACUAAGACGACUCCUCAAUGUGAAUCAUUCAUGCAUCUUCAUUUGGGAUUUGAUGCAGAGGACGUACGGAAGGACUUGGGGAUUCAUCAUAUAGUUGUUAAUGAUUGGGAUAGAGGAGUGGAUGCUGACCAGAAUGUUGUUUUGAUAUCUGUACCUAGUGUACUAAGUCCGGAUCUGGCACCACCUGGGAAACAUGUGUUACAUGCUUAUCUUCCAGGAACUGAACCCUUUGAUUUGUGGAAAGGAUUUGACCGUAAAAGCUCUGCAUACAAAGAGCUCAAAGCUGAGAGAUCUGAGGUUAUGUGGAGAGCUGUGGAGCGUGCAGUUGGUCCUGGCUUUAGCCGAGAGAAAUGUGAGGUUAAGUUAGUCGGAUCUCCAUUGACACAUCAGAGAUUUCUCCGAAGGAACCGAGGAACAUACGGACCAGCAAUACAAGCUGGUAAAGACUCUUUCCCAGGGCAUUCUACUUCCAUCCCUCAGCUUUAUUGUUGUGGAGAUUCUACUUUUCCUGGCAUUGGUGUCCCUGCAGUUGCUGCUAGUGGUGCCAUUGUAGCCAAUUCACUAGUUUCUGUGUCUCAACACUCUGAACUUCUUGAUGCCAUUGGAAUUUGAAUGCAUGGUAGUCUAAGAUUUGCAUUGUUCA
This is a messenger RNA of Prunus dulcis (almond), 2504 nucleotides long. RefSeq names its product prolycopene isomerase, chloroplastic. The coding region runs from base 734 to 2473 and encodes 579 amino acids. Lineage: Eukaryota; Viridiplantae; Streptophyta; Magnoliopsida; Rosales; Rosaceae. The record is from RefSeq and is a predicted model, not a curated record. Gene Ontology annotation, biological process: carotenoid metabolic process. Gene Ontology annotation, molecular function: oxidoreductase activity. The transcript has 9 exons.